Messenger RNA from Xenia sp. Carnegie-2017, 3317 nucleotides. RefSeq lists its product as uncharacterized. Bases 175 to 1509 code for a protein of 444 amino acids. Lineage: Eukaryota; Metazoa; Cnidaria; Anthozoa; Malacalcyonacea; Xeniidae. The record is from RefSeq and is a predicted model, not a curated record. The transcript is spliced from 2 exons.
AUCAACCAACGAACAUUUAACUCAUCAAUGCUGCAAUGCAUUCUAUUCCUAACAAAACUGAGACUCUACUUUGUGGAACAAAGAAACUAGUGCUGAAUUGUGGAAGUGCUGAAGUUGAUCUUCUUUCAGUUCUUUGGACAUAAACGCCUCAAUAACAACAAUUGAUCCAUAACAAUGAAUGUUGGUGUCAAAUCGUUGCUCGUCUUGCUUGGCUGUUUGGGCUUGUUAUAUAUGUACUUUUUGGUAACAUUAAAGAGUUUGGAAUCUGUCGAUCAAGAAAUUUUAUAUCCAAUAUCUUAUGAAAAUACUUCUCCGAAGAACAAUAUCCAACAUAGGAAUCCAUCUAUUUCACUCUUUUUGAGAAUGUCAGGUAAGAGAGAAGACCACAAAAAAAGAUUUUAUUGCAAUAUUUUAAAAACAGUUCCUCUGUUCUGGCCUGGGUGGCUGGGCAAAAUGGUUCUUGUUUUUGAUGAAGAGUCAGAAGAGGAUCACACCUUUGGUAAAACACUAUUGAAUCAGAUAAAGGGACAUUUUCCUCGCCAAACUUUCAAAAUAGAGUACGAGCCACUACCCAAGGAUCCGACAGUUUUAACUUUUCCUAGUCAGCUAAAACCACCAGGUUAUAAUCGUCAGUUAUGGAGCAGUUUUUUCAUAGAUCUUUACUCAGAUGACGAGGUGAUAGCUUGGUUGGAUAGUGAUUCGCCAUUCAUUUUCCCAGUUACCAUGUCAACUAUAAUGCCAAAUGGUAAAGUAAGAAUCCUUGGCACAGACUGUACAAUGCAAAUAGGCUGGGUGCAAUCAUGGGCAAAAACAACAGAGAUGGCGAUCGGAUUCCCGCAGUUGGUUGAUUUUAUGACAUAUUUUCCUGUGUACAUGUACCGUGACACGAUAACACGCUGCAGAGAACACAUAUUGAAAAAUUUCAAGACAGAUAACUUCGAAGAAGCGUUUAAAAACUUUUACCACACUGGCACUGGUUUUAUUUCUCCUGUAUCUGUUAUCUUGAGCUACGCAUGGUUUUUCGAGAAAGAUCGCUACGAAUGGGAUGUAGAAAUGUGUGGUGACAUAAACGUCUACAACAACCGUUUGCCCGAGGGUCACAGACUUCAAAUGAAUGACAUAGUUAAUGGCAAUCAGUUAUUGCGUCAGCCUCAAACUGCCUACCAUGGACCGUUGAAUACUGAUAGCAUAUAUGCAAAACUCAUUCCAAUUUCUUACUGUUUGUCGAUUAGUGAAGCCGGCAGAAAGGAAGACAUGUGUAGAAAAUAUUCGCAAUCGGAUCUCAAUCGCUUAUUUAAUGUGUUCAAAUCAGAUACUCAAAGGGCUAAUCCCCCACAUCCAUGCAUUGGAAAUCAUACUCAGUAUUGCUUAGAUAUUUUAAAACGUCACAUCAAGAAAGUUGGAGUUGAAAUAAAAAAAAACAAACGAAGAAUGACAUGGGACGACGUCAUAACGGUUGAUUCUAUAGCCCGCGAAAUAGGUGUAGUUUGUCCGCUACAACCACUCUAAUUCAUAUUACAUCUCUGGUGAUGUUUAAGAAAGGCUGUAAACUUAACAUAAAUCAGUGAUUUAAACAUGGGCAUUGACCUACCAGAGUACGUUAUCUGCAUUUACCCUUCUCAUGCAAACCUUCCAAAUCAUUUGCAUGUUCCAUGCACCGACUUGUAUACUAAAUCCCUGGACAGGAAACCUUAUUCAAAUUAAUAUUUAAGAAAUAAAAGGUGUUUACUAUGUUUCCACUGACUUAUGCAAACUGAGGAGACCUUUCUGAGAAAUCGAGAGCAGAUUAGUACAGUCCUGAGACCGAAGGUUGCACCUACUCGAGAGUUUUCACUAACGUCUUCGUCAUUUGCAUUAGCCAGUGCAAACACGAAAAACAUCUUUUAUUUUUUCAUAAAAUAACAAUGAGAAAAAAUAAGUGUUUCCAAACAAACGUUUCAGUUUUUCCUCCAACAUGUAUUGAUGAUUGAUUGGCAAAUUUUGGUAGAUUGAUUAAUUAUUUAAAAUGCUCCAGAGUACUGGGAAAAUAUGCCGUGACAGCGGUAUUUAAUGUGCCUAUAUCAUCUACAAGAUUUUUAUGGUUUUGAAUAGAGCAUAAAAAGUUACUUAAUAAGUUUUAGAACAUAUUUUGAUUUACUUGAAUAGUUUUUGAAAACCAAAGAUUUAAAGAUGAAAAAUUGUAAAAAUUUUCGUCAUGUUAUAGCGCGUUUAGAGUGCCCGGGUACGGUGCUCGGGCACAGGCACCAAUGUGAACGACGACCACUGAGUAAUGUGUGCAGAGAAGCAUGUAUUCAGCACAUGGUUUUAAAACUUGUUUAGAAUGAGAAACAUGAAAUUAUAAAUAAACAAAGAUAGUGGGUACUACGCAGUGUGAACGACCUGCAGAUUUGUGCCAGAACCAGAGUAUCGCUCUCUGGCACUCAGUCUGAUCGCGCUGUUGGGGGACUGGGACUCAGGAACCCGUCUUGUCAUUUAAUAUAAAUUAAUUACAAUUGAGGUAACUUGUGGGAAAAUUGCAUUUCCUUACUAAACGGUGCCGUUAUUUAGAAAUCAAAAUAUCUAUCUAGCUUUAACAAGGGCUCGUACUGUUGUCCUGAAUACGAAAUAGAAAAUGAAAAAUUUGAAACGACAUCAAAUUUUGCCAGAAAAAUUAUGCCUUUGUGUACAUAUGCUCUAAUGUCACGCACUCUAGUUGUAAAUUUUAGACUGGUUGAAUGCACUUCGGUAUCUCAUUACAGUAGCGACAUUCUCUUGCAUCAACCAACAAUUCGUUAUUGCAAUACAAACACAUGUAUGUAAAACCAGUAAUCUCGAUGUUGAGUUUUUGUCUAUACUGUGAUCUAAACAACAUUCAUCGACACUAUAUAACGGGAAUAUUACAUUUAAACUAAUAUUUAUAGGGUUUUGCCCAUUGAAACGAUGAUUUAAUUCUUCUUUUUCUCUUCGUCUUGCUUCUAUCCUUUAUUCGUAUUCUUUUUAAAACAACCCAAAUUUGCAACUUCAAGGCUUAAUUUUUCAAAAACUAUUCAAGUAAAUAAAAAAAUGUUUUGAAACUUAGUAACUUUUUUUGCUCUAUUCAAAAUCAUACAAAUUCUACAUUAAAAAGCUUGUUAUCAUGAUGUGAUAGCUAGCAAACUCGUGACGUGACGAUAAAUUUUAAAAUGAUGAUGAGUUAUCUUACUGCACAAUGUUCUCAAUUGUAAUGGUGGUGUUUAGGAACGUUUCAUUUUUGUGAUCAAUCGUCAUCUAUAUAAAAUGUGAAACUAAAUACAAUGUGAGCACGAAUUUACUAAAAAUAAAUAAAAAAUACAAAUUGA